Porites lobata is the source of this 537-nucleotide messenger RNA. The record is from the annotation of a GenBank genome assembly. Lineage: Eukaryota; Metazoa; Cnidaria; Anthozoa; Scleractinia; Poritidae.
AUGAGGACACCUAGUAGGCCGACACGAGACAUACACGAUUAUGCGAGCCGGCGGCCAAACUGCAUCAUUGAGUCGCUUCAGAAAACUUAUCAGUCUUCCUUCGUUGUUUACAGUGGUCCUCAAAGUCACUAAAUCGAAAAGAAAGUGCACAAAAAAGAACCUGAAUGGCUCUAUGAACGCUGUAAGGCAAGGAUUGUGCAUACUGUGGAAGAGGGUGAUCAAACCAGGGAAGGGGCUAAGGAGCUUAGGCUUUUCCCCAAAGAGUUUGGACAAGGAGUUAGACAGCAAAGGGUGAGGGGUGAAACCCAAGAAAAACCUGGAACACUACCCUUGGCUAUUUCGAUGAUGAAAAGAAUCAUGGCGCCCCAAACUCAAAGUUUAAAUAUGCUUGAAGAACUCCAGGGCCUUUACGAAGAACGUGGUGAUCACCUGGUUACCGGGACGUCAGUGGAAAACUACAGAGUUGUUUUUUCAAAAGGAGAAGUUGUCGCUCUUAAGCAUAACUACACAGGACGUAUCUGGAGCCUUUUUUUCUAA